AUGUACAAACAAGACACGCGUAAAAUUAUCAACGGUUUUUUUGUUUGUUUAUGUUUUUGUGUUUAUGUUUAGUUUUACUUUGCUAGUCAAUGUGGACGGACGUAUUUUGUAAAAAGUGAUCUGUUAAAAAAUAAAAGUAAUUACAAUUGCAAUUAAUACGCGUUUUUGCUUAAAGUGAAGAGUGAUUAUAAACAAAUAUACAUAAUAUUUUUUUUAAUUAUUUAUGUACAUACAUCUAUAAUUUUUUUCGGAAGCCACAUAAAGAUGGAAUCUUCAGAAACCGAUGAAUCUACAAAAAAACAAAUUUUAAAAUAUUAUGAAAAGAAUAAAAUUCUUCAUGAGGGUCAUCGCAAUUUACUUAUUGACACGAUUUCCAAAUAUAUAAAAGCAAAGGGUUAUAAAUUAUCAAUUUCGCAAUGUGCUGAUUUGGAGAAGGAAAUCUGUAAAAUUUUUCCUUCAGAAGAAUUGGAAUAUUAUAAUACUGGGAAAAGAGGUAAACUUUACAACAAGAUAUUUAAUUUAAAACGACUAUCAAAAGGUAUUUUCAAGUCUGAAGAAGAAUCUGACACUAACUUGCGUGAUGAAUUAGUUCCGGAAAAAGAUUCCAGUUUCGCUAUUCAAAUUCUUCGAAGUGGACACUAUAGUAACGAUGAAAUGGACUUAUAUUGGAGGAAAUGUUAUCAAUGUAGAUUUAAGCAAAUUAAGGAAUCAAAGUCUACAUCCGAGAUCUUAAAAUUAUGGCCUGAAUACAUCAAACCUUCCGGAUAUACAUUAAUUGACAUCGAUUUUGGUCUUAAGUAUCCACAAGCUAAAGACAUGAAAACUAAGUGGGUUUUAACGGAAAGUAAAUUGUUGCAUCUGCUUCAGUCUAAAGUACCCAAUGUUACCGUUUCAAAAAUGCUAACAAAUUUAAAGUCGUGCGAUAGUGAAUCGAGGAUAUUUUCUAUUCUAUAUUGCCUACAUUAUUUGUUUCCACCUCAGCAGAAAGUAGUUACAGACAAAGCCGGAGCCAAAAUCAGAAAAAAGUUUACCGUAACAGAUUCCCAAGAUUCGUUUGCCAUAGUUGCAGAAACCAAAGAGGAACUGGAUAUGAAAUUAAAACUCCUUAAACUUCAAAAAUGUAACAUCCAACCAAGGUUGCUAAUUCUUGGUGAAAUUGCAAAUGUUAAAGAAAUUUUUGUUUAUUUUGAUGAAAUUAAAUAUCCAAUGGUACAAAUAAUCACCGCUGUAGAUAUUCUAUUUAAAAUAUUCUUUGUGUUUAACUUGGAGUUUCCUAUAGAAUCUGAUUUAUUUUAUAAUUUUAUGCAACAAUUUUUUUAUGAAAUUAAUUCAGAAAAGAAAUAUUCACUGUAAUUAAUGAAAUACUUAAUUUAAAAGAAUAAUGCAAAACUAUAAAACAUUG
This is a messenger RNA of Lucilia cuprina (Australian sheep blowfly), 1402 nucleotides long. RefSeq lists its product as uncharacterized. The transcript has 6 exons. The record is from RefSeq and is a predicted model, not a curated record. Lineage: Eukaryota; Metazoa; Arthropoda; Insecta; Diptera; Calliphoridae. Bases 265 to 1353 code for a protein of 362 amino acids.